Molecule: messenger RNA, 411 nt
Organism: Aspergillus clavatus NRRL 1
Lineage: Eukaryota; Fungi; Ascomycota; Eurotiomycetes; Eurotiales; Aspergillaceae
Product: huntingtin-interacting protein K
Exons: 2
Coding region: 1-411 (136 amino acids)
Biological process (GO): negative regulation of apoptotic process; protein stabilization
Source: RefSeq, a predicted model, not a curated record
AUGUCAGACUCCCUCCCCUCCGUAUCCCACGACCCAGACGCCGCCGAGCAGCUCCCCCCCGCCAACGCCGAGGACCGCAAAGCCGCCGCCGCCCUCUCCGCCCUGCACACCAAUGACAUCAGCGCAGAGCCCGGGAAACCCUUCGCCUCCGGGGACCAAGAGGCGCUGGGGAAGGCGAUGAGCAGGCUCGAGAUUGCGGCGGGGAAGGAGGCAGCGGUGUCGCGGGCAGCGGAUCCAAAGAAGGAUGCGGGGGUGGUGAAGAAGAAGGCUGUCAAGGUUUCUGCGGAGAAUGUCAAUCUGCUGGUGCAGGAGUUGGACCUGAGUAAGGCGAAGGCGACGGAGUUGCUGAAGGCCCAUGAUGGGGAUCUGAGGGAGGCUAUUCGGGGGUUUAUCGCUCCUCUUGGAGCUUGA